This is a messenger RNA of Sinocyclocheilus rhinocerous, 1273 nucleotides long. Its product is annotated as inhibin alpha chain-like. Lineage: Eukaryota; Metazoa; Chordata; Actinopteri; Cypriniformes; Cyprinidae. Gene Ontology annotation, cellular component: extracellular region. Bases 106 to 1149 code for a protein of 347 amino acids. The record is from RefSeq and is a predicted model, not a curated record. The transcript has 2 exons. Gene Ontology annotation, molecular function: growth factor activity; cytokine activity.
UAACUUGCUGUAUAUAUCUUUGAAAACCUUCUAUACAAAUCACUUUUUGUUUUUGAGCUUGUCAUUUUUUCGGCAUCUGAUUUUAACCUCUGUUGAGUUUUGAGGAUGUUUAGCUCGACCAGCUGUUUGUCUUCAUUUGCUUAUGCCCUGAUGCUGUGGGCUUUGUUGCCACCUCCACUGGUCCUGGCCUGCCAAGGAGAUGAAUUACCGCGUGACAUGGUGCUUGGCUGGCUGAAAAGACGGAUCCUUGAAGGUUUGGGAAUGGAUGAGCCUCCUCUGCCAGUGCUGCAGCUACCAACACAGCAAGCAGUGGACAAAGUUGUGCAUCAUGUAGCUUCACGAAUGACUAGGGAGACAAGAGUGGAAAGAAGACACCAUCAGGAGUCCUCACAGGUUAUUCUGUUCCCAAGCUCAGAGUCUACAUGUAAGGACAUGCCCGAUAACUCCUCUGAGGCUGCAUCCAGUCACUUUACUUACUACUUUCAGCCCUCUCUGGACAGCCAGGACUCCAUCAUCACUUCUGCCCACUUCUGGUUCUAUGCUGGAGAGGCCAUUGUUUCUAGCAACAUAUCGGCACCUCUUUUUAUCCUCAACCCUUACCAGGAGCUGCUCCAAGCAUCUGUAAGUCCAGUCAAACGCUGCACCGAUGGCUGGACCACCUAUAAGUUAGAUCUCCAUCUCCACAUUACCAUGGCUGUUGGCCCUUUCAUGCUGCAGGUCCGUUGCCCAUCCUGCAGUUGCUAUGAUUCAGAAGAUAAAACACCCUUUCUGCACCUCCACACCCGUUCAAGUGGUCCCGACCGCUCACGCAGGGCGCCCAAAAUCCCUUGGUCACCGUCUGCUAUCGAAAAGCUCAUGAGACCUGCUUCUGAUGACACAGAUUGCAAAAGAGAACAGAUAGAAAUCUCCUUCGAGGACCUCGGCUGGGACAACUGGAUUGUUCAUCCUAAAGCCUUCACUUUCUACUACUGCCAUGGCAACUGCUCCAGUGCUGAGCGCACUACUACCCUACUUGGGAUCAAGCAGUGCUGCGCUCCUGCUCCAGAGAGCAUGAAGUCACUCCGUUUCACCACCACCUCAGACGGGGGAUAUUCAUUCAAGUAUGAGACCCUGCCUAACAUCAUACCAGAAGCGUGCAACUGCAUCUAACGCUCUGCUGUGGCUUAGAUUUAAGAUUAUCUGUAAAGUGUGGGAAUGUUGUUUUUUUUCCAAACACAAAUCAGCUAUUUUAAAUGAAUGAUCAAAGCAAAUAAUGUGUGCAUUAAAAUAGUGU